AGCCUGUGCCCCAACCCUGCUGGGCCGACACCCCCGGCCACGCGGGAUGGAUUGGGGUCCCUCCUGGGGGUUGCCCAGUGCUGGUAGCCAGGGCUGUGGCCCACGGGGAGAGCGGGACCAGCGGGUCUGGCGAGGACCAGGCCGUGACACAGGGUGGCGUGAAGGUUGCGGGGACUGGCUGUGUUAGGCAAAGGGUCUGUGGAGGAACUGUGCAGGCGGGGGGCCCCUUCCUUCCCCUUUGCUAGGAGAGAGCCCAGCAGCCUGCUGAGCCCCAGCCGAGCUGAGCCCCGCUAAGCCGAGCCCAGCCAAGCCAAGCCAUCGAAGAGCAGGACAUGGGAAUCCCCACGGCUCCAGCGACCCGGGCGCUGCCUCUCGCCUGCCUGAUGCUGCUCCUGCUCCGGAGAGCCUCGGGUGUGAGUCUCCAGACGGGUCAGAGCUUCAAGCUGCACCAGCCCCAGGACAAGGUGUCAGUGGCAGCAGGGGACACGCUCACCCUGACCUGCACCGUGUCUACAGACGGUCCCCUCGGCCCCGUGAAGUGGCUGAAGGCCUGGGGCAGCAGGAACGAGACUGUUUAUGAGCAGACGGGCUCCUUCCCCCGUGUGACGAGGGUCGUGAGUGGGUCUGACGCAGAUUUUAGCAUCCGCAUCAGCGAUGUUCGCCCCGAGGAUGUCGGCACCUAUUACUGCGUGAAGUUCCGCACGUCGCUGCGUGGUGAUGUGGAGUUUCGGCGUGGAAAGGGCACGGAGGUGUCCGUGUACAGUGUGUGGCCCCUGACAGAUCGGGGCUUCGAGCUGCACCAGCCCCAGGACAAGGUGUCUGUGGCAGCAGGGGACACGCUCACCCUGACCUGCACCGUGUCUACAGACGGUCCCCUCGGCCCCGUGAAGUGGCUGAAGGCCUGGGGCAGCAGGAACGAGACUGUUUAUGAGCAGACGGGCUCCUUCCCCCGCGUGACGAGGGUCGUGAGUCCAUCUGACACAGAUUUCAGCAUCCGCAUCAGCGAUGUUCGCCCCGAGGAUGCCGGCACCUAUUACUGUGUCAAGUUCAGCAAGUCGCUGGCUGGUGAGGAGGUGUUUCGGCAUGGAAAGGGCACGGAGGUGUCCGUGCACGGUGAGUGGGGCUCCCUGAGCUGCUCCUGGUGAGCACCAGCCCUGCCGGGUGCAGCCCCUGGCACAGCCCAGCCCCGUGGGCUCUGCUUGGG
Molecule: messenger RNA, 1204 nt
Organism: Athene cunicularia (burrowing owl)
Lineage: Eukaryota; Metazoa; Chordata; Aves; Strigiformes; Strigidae
Product: tyrosine-protein phosphatase non-receptor type substrate 1-like
Exons: 3
Coding region: 333-1145 (270 amino acids)
Cellular component (GO): plasma membrane
Source: RefSeq, a predicted model, not a curated record